Pleurotus ostreatus (oyster mushroom) is the source of this 855-nucleotide messenger RNA. RefSeq lists its product as uncharacterized. The transcript is spliced from 5 exons. Gene Ontology annotation, cellular component: eukaryotic translation initiation factor 4F complex. Gene Ontology annotation, biological process: translational initiation. Gene Ontology annotation, molecular function: RNA 7-methylguanosine cap binding; translation initiation factor activity. The record is from RefSeq and is a predicted model, not a curated record. The coding region runs from base 1 to 855 and encodes 284 amino acids. Lineage: Eukaryota; Fungi; Basidiomycota; Agaricomycetes; Agaricales; Pleurotaceae.
AUGUCUUACUUCUCCAAUCAGUCCAACUCUCGUUUCCUCGCAAAUUCUAGUGGCAACAACUCCAGCGCGGCCUCAACCACCUCCAACGCAACAAGCUCUUCCCUUCCCUCCAACAACGACUCUGCAGCCACCAAGCCCCGGCAGCCGUCCUCCAAGCUUUUUUCUACCUCUAUAUAUUCACCCCAGCCACUGAAAGGACACUUUAUCACUCCGAGCGGCGUUCAUCCUCUCAAAAAUACCUGGAUCUUCUGGUUCCGCCAGCAACGCACCCCGGGAAAUAAAAUCGUCAGCUACGAAGAAGGCAUAAAGAAAAUAUCUGCCUUUGCUUCAGUAGAAUCAUUCUGGACUUUGUGGACGCACUUGGUGCCACCCUCGGCCCUUCUUCCUACCACGGAUUAUCUUCUCUUUCAUACCGGUAUACGCCGACCAAUAUGGGAGGAUCCUCUUAACAUCAAUGGAGGAAAGUGGAUUAUUCGCCUGAAGAAAGGCGUAGCCGAUCGGCUUUGGGAGAAUCUGGUAUUGGCUGUCGUUGGCGACCAAUUCGAUGAAUGCCGGCAGCCUGAAGAUGGUAACCCCGUGACAGAUGGGGAAAGCUCUGGAGAACCAAACGAGAACGAUUCUGUUUGGCCAGAGAUCUGCGGAUGCACUAUAAGCGUUCGACAAAGCGAAGACAUCGUCACUCUCUGGAAUCGUGUAGACGCCGACAAGAAAGUCAGAGAAAGGAUUAGGGACACGAUACGGAAAGUGCUAGACCUACCUGCUUCAACGAUUAUGGAAUAUAAAUCCAAUAAUGACUCCAUGCACGACCGAUCUAGUUUCCGGAAUUCUGCUAUCGAUCGAACGCCCCUCCCUUAG